UCUCAAUCUCCACAUCAACUCCAUUUCAUUUUUCAUUUCCAAGACCAUUCACAGUACACAACUUACUCAACUUACUCAACUUACACAACUCGUUGCGCUUUUACCCUGCCUCUCCCAUAUCCCCCCAUUCAAUCUCUCCUCACACUCACAUAUUUCCCAAGGUGCACCUACAGCCAAGAUGGUGCUCGAAGCCACCAUGAUUAUUGUCGAUAACAGCGAGAGCAGUAGAAAUGGGGACUAUCUUCCAACACGGUUCGACGCCCAAGCAGACGCUAUCAACCUAAUCCACUCCGCAAAGACACAAGCCAACCCCGAAUCGUCAGUCGGGCUCAUGAGUAUGGCCGGCAAAGGUCCAGAGGUUCUGGUGACCCUGACGGCGGAUAUCGGGAAGAUUCUAGACGGCCUGCAUCGAACAAAGAUCCGGGGACAAGCACAUCUUGCCUCCAGUAUACAAGUCGCCGGCCUAGCCCUCAAGCACCGGCGCGAACGCGCCCAACGCCAACGAAUCAUCGUCUUCACCUGCUCCCCCAUCGCCGAGGAUGAAAAGACCCUCAUCAAACUCGCCAAGCGCAUGAAGAAAUAUAACGUCUCCGUCGACUUCGUCGCCUUCGGCGACCUGGACGACGACACCAUCAAGAAACUCGAAGCCUUCAACGAGAACGUUAAUGGCGCCGACGGCUCGCAUCUCGCCGUAAUACACCCGGGUGCGAACCUGCUUAGCGACUCGUUGCUCACGACGCCGAUUCUCGGCGGGGAUGCGAUGGGUGCGGGCCGCGCGGGUGGUGAGGAAGGGGUUGAGGGGGGUGUUGAUAUUGGCUUUGACCCUGCUGCGGAUCCGGAGUUGGCGUUUGCGCUGCGCAUGUCGCUUGAGGAGGAGCAGGCGCGGAUAGAGAAGGAGAGGAAGGAGAAGGAGGAGAAGGAGAAGGCGGAGAAGGAGAAGGCGGCCUUGGAAGGGAUUGCAGAGGAGGGCGGAGAGACACAGCCGCUUCUUAAUAAGGAUGGGGAACCGAGCGGGAGUGGUUCGAACGCGGGGAAGGGGGAUGAUAAGGAUAAGGGAGAUGAUGGGGAUAAGAUGGAUACAGCAUAAUUAAAACUGAUGGUUAUAUUUUUUUUUUUUUAAAAAAUCUUUUUACGUUGUUACUGUACUGAUGUACCUAGAUAUCUAAAUCUUCCAUUCCCUUAUGCUUGAUGCAUUUCGUGUGUUUUAAUCUCUAUAAACCAUAGACUCAACCCAACGCCAGAUAUCCAUCCCACCACGCCAUUAUUCCAUUAUUAAGUCACGUAAAGAACGGCGAAAACUCUAAACACUAAUCCACAAUCUUCAACGGGGUAUAUUGCAUCUAUCCCUCAACCAUCAUCAUCAUCAUCGUCACCACCACCACCACCACCACAAAACAAAACACCUGCACUUAAAACAAACCAAUCACAACACAAAAAGCAAACCCGCUACCCCCUCCCCUUGACCCACCCAGCUACGUGCCUAUCAAACGCAUCGCACCUGACCGGCAUCUCCAGCUGAUAAAACGGAUUCUUCAUCACAUAGUCCGCAUACAGCUCGUAGAUCUUGCGCAUGACCGUCUCCACGCCGGCCAUCAGCGGGUCCGUGAAGAGUAGGAAUUUAGUCCCCGUCACCGUCUGGAAACAGGUGAGGCGGAACUUGUCGGUUUCGAGCACCUCUAUGCCGGUUAUGGGUUGGGAGGGGUUGGGGACUGUGGUGUUGGGCGGGAGGGCGGAGGUGGUGCUUGUCUCGGCGCCGGUGGUGCUGGUGGUGCCGGUGGGUGGGAGGGAGGAACUGCUGCUGGUGGUGUUUGGGGGGUAGAGAGGGCUUCUGAUGGAGGAAGAGGAGGAGAGGGCGUGGGCGUGUGAGGGGAUUGUUGUGCCUGUGUUUGUGGUUGAGGCGGAGGAAGUGGUCGUGGGGCUUGUGGGGAGGCGCGGUGUGAGGGAGCGGGUUAUUGCGUGGAUUCUACGGCGGGAUGGACACUCCGGGGGGGGGCGGAGGGUUGGGAGUUGUUUAGCCAGGUGCGUUUUUGAUAAAAUCAUUUAUUAUGAGUAUAUGGAUACGCACCCAUGAAACGUCCCCGCCAGCACCAGGUAGUCAUUCGUAGACAGCUUCAAUAGUCCCGACUGGAACUCGCGGUUGUAUAUUAGCCCACCCGCUUUGUUUAUGAUGAUGAGCGAGUAAACGGCCCUAUUUAUCGUGAAGGCGCAUCAGCAUUAGCAAUGAAUGGUCUUUGUCGU
Blastomyces dermatitidis ER-3 is the source of this 2238-nucleotide messenger RNA. RefSeq names its product 26S proteasome regulatory subunit N10. The transcript is spliced from 4 exons. Gene Ontology annotation, molecular function: polyubiquitin modification-dependent protein binding. Gene Ontology annotation, biological process: proteasome-mediated ubiquitin-dependent protein catabolic process. Gene Ontology annotation, cellular component: cytosol; nucleus; proteasome regulatory particle, base subcomplex. Bases 179 to 1087 code for a protein of 302 amino acids. NCBI's taxonomy places the organism in Eukaryota, Fungi, Ascomycota, Eurotiomycetes, Onygenales, Ajellomycetaceae. The record is from RefSeq and is a predicted model, not a curated record.